GAAUUUUUUGAUUCUUUGAGUGAGAAAUCGAUGUUUCAUCUGAUAAACCAUACAUUAUAUUUGUGGGUUUUAUCUGAUCUACGUCGAAAAUCAGUAUGAUUACUAUAAACAAGCAAGUGAAUAAUGAAGUAAAGCUUAUGUAAUUAAUGGAGAUAAUAUUCUCUUUUAAGAUAAGAUGUGUAGAUGAACCGGAAGCUUACGGCGAGAAAAAGGAAGAAAGCGAAGGAAAAACAAAAAGAAAAGGGAGAAAAAAGAGCUCCCAAAAGCAACCGCUAUCUAUGUCAUUUUCUCUCUUUCUUUCACUGUGAUGAGAACGGAAAAUAAGGGUUUAAAAGAGACAAAAGAAAACCCAUCUCUGAAGAAUACGAGCAAAAUCUCUUCUUCUCUGUUUUCAGCUUGUUUCAAGAAACCAGAAACACACACAGAGACACACACUCUGUUUCUGGCCUCUGCGUUCUUGGGCUGUGCAGAGACAUUGCUUGUAGAGAUCUAGAGCUCUAGUUCUUGAGGUGGAGAAAUGAUAUGAAGAUGAAGCUCCUUCACACUCUGUGAUGAAGAGCAGAGCUGGUUUGAAGAAGAAAAAUGGAGUGUGGUACAAGUAGCAGAAGUGAGAGGCAUGCAGCUAUAAUCAAGGACGCUUCAUGGUUUAGCCAAUUCAGAAAUGGCUGCAAUCCAUGGAUGGCCAGAUACGUUUAUGCCUUGAUCUUUCUCUUUGCAAAUCUUCUAGCUUGGGCUGCUCGAGACUACGGCCAUGGUGCUCUGUCGGAAAUGGAACGACUGAGAGUCUGUGCCGGAAAAUCCAACUGUUUAGGUGCUGAAGGAGUCCUGCGAGUGAGCUUGGGAUGCUUUGUCUUUUUCAUGAUAAUGUUUGUUUCAACUGUGGGUACCUCUAAAUUAUGGGACCCAAGAGAUGCAUGGCAUUCUGGGUGGUGGUUUGCCAAGAUUGUGCUGUGGAUUGCAUUAACUAUCCUCACCUUUUUCAUUCCUUCUACAAUUAUUAGGCUUUAUGGAGAGAUUGCCCAUUUUGGUGCUGGGGUCUUUCUCUUGAUUCAGCUGAUAAGUAUCAUCAGUUUUAUCACAUGGCUCAACGACUGUUGUCUCUCUGAUGAACGAGCAGAAAGAUGCCACAUCCAUGUGAUGCUAAUUGCAACAGCAGCAUAUGUUAUAUGCAUAGUUGGGAUCAUUUUGAUGUACAUUUGGUAUGCACCAGAGGCGUCUUGUCUCCUUAACAUUUUCUUCAUCACAUGGACACUGGUACUCCUUCAGCUCAUGACAAGCAUCUCUCUUCACCCUAAAGUGAAUGGUGGAUUCUUGACUCCAGGGCUCAUGGGCCUUUAUGUUGUGUUCCUCUGCUGGUGUGCCAUUAGAAGUGAACCAGCAGGUGAAAGUUGCAACAAGAAGGCUGAAGCUUCAAAAAGAACAGACUGGCUUACCAUUAUAAGCUUUGUUGUUGCACUGCUUACAAUUGUUAUUGCAACAUUUUCUACUGGUAUUGAUUCUCAAUGCUUUCAGUUCAGGAAGAGUGAAAAAGAAUCUGAAGAUGAUGUUCCAUAUGGUUAUGGCUUCUUCCACUUCGUCUUUGCUACAGGAGCUAUGUAUUUCGCAAUGCUACUGAUCGGCUGGAACACUCAUCAUGCCAUCCGAAAGUGGACAAUUGAUGUGGGGUGGACAAGCACUUGGGUGAGAGUAGUGAAUGAAUGGCUUGCAGUUUGUGUAUACUUGUGGAUGCUGGUAGCUCCAAUCAUCCUGAAGUGGAGACAAAAUGCAGAAGCCACUUAAGAAUCCAAUUCUAAGACCCCACAUUCAUCUCAAGUCUUAUCAUCUUCUGUGAGCAUAUGGUAUUCAAAGCAGUUGCAAACAGACAGAAGAGAUGGCACUGCACUUGAAAGAUGGGAGACAAAACAACACAGGAUUAUGAUACAUGUACUCAUCUGAUUUAUUUUGAUUUAUUCUUUUGAAGUUGUAAUCCACUCCUCUCUCUCACCAAACAGGGUAGGAGGAGGGUUAAUGUAAAUUUCUAUUUUAUGGCCUGCAUAUUAAUAAAUAGAGAAAUGUUUU
Molecule: messenger RNA, 2058 nt
Organism: Manihot esculenta (cassava)
Lineage: Eukaryota; Viridiplantae; Streptophyta; Magnoliopsida; Malpighiales; Euphorbiaceae
Product: probable serine incorporator
Exons: 13
Coding region: 583-1779 (398 amino acids)
Cellular component (GO): membrane
Source: RefSeq, a predicted model, not a curated record